Molecule: messenger RNA, 480 nt
Organism: Olea europaea var. sylvestris
Lineage: Eukaryota; Viridiplantae; Streptophyta; Magnoliopsida; Lamiales; Oleaceae
Exons: 2
Coding region: 1-480 (159 amino acids)
Source: RefSeq, a predicted model, not a curated record
AUGGUUAGUGAUGCCAUUCAGACUUUUAAAUGCUCCAAAUACUUUCAUGAGGAUGAUGAAACAGAUUCUCUAUCCUUUUUAUCAGGCUUUGUGGUAGGUGAAGAUGGUAUGCAUGUAAAUGAAGAGAAGACAAAAGUAAUUCGAGAUUGGCCAACACCAAAGUCAGUUUCUGAAGUGAGGAGUUUUCAUGGUUUGGCAACUUUCUACAUACGAUUCAUCAGGCAUUUUAGAACUAUUGUGGCACCUCUCACAGAAUGUUUGAAGAAAAGAAAGUUCAGUUGGGGAGAGGAACAAGAUAAGAGCUUCGCCUUCAUCAAAGAAAAGUUGUGCACAACUCCAGUAUUAGCUUUGCCAAGCUUCGAGAAGAUUUUUGAGGUGGAGUGUGAUGCUAGUGGUAUUGGUAUUAGGGCUGUCCUUUCUCAAGAGAAAAGAUCCAUGGCUUUCUUUUUAGAAAAGUUAAGUGAUGUCAGGCAGAAGUAA